Hypomesus transpacificus is the source of this 1326-nucleotide messenger RNA. It is a transcript of the gene cd5, whose product is annotated as T-cell surface glycoprotein CD5. Lineage: Eukaryota; Metazoa; Chordata; Actinopteri; Osmeriformes; Osmeridae. The transcript is spliced from 7 exons. The record is from RefSeq and is a predicted model, not a curated record. The coding region runs from base 349 to 1200 and encodes 283 amino acids.
CUCUCUCUUUCUCUCCCUCUCUUUCUCUUCCUCGACGAAUGUUUCUCCCCUGUUCCGAGCACACCAAUGGCUUCAUCGGUGUAAGUGAUCUUGCUGACUGUGAGGAGAUUCUGCCUCUCAGUCACAACUCUCGAGGAGGAGGAUUGUUGUCGUGUCUUCAUCGUUGCCAGGACGGACGGAGAGAACUAUGUAAUCGAGAGUGAGAGAGAUGCAGGGAGGAGGAGGAGGAGAACGUUUACGGGGCUUUCUCCACGUCGUCGGCUCCGUAAAACGAGAGGCGACAGAUGAGAGGAAACGAGAGCGAGGGAGGCAGAGGAGUGUCGGGGCGUGAAUGAAGGGACAGUAAGAAUGAAUCUCUCGCUGGUCCUCCUCAGAAGUGUGUCUCUCUUCAGAAUGGAUGUGAGACUGCUGGUGACUUUCCUGGCUCUCUGUUGGACAUGUACUGGAGCCUAUUCAUCAGAUACUUCUUCAACUACCGUUCAAAUCAAUACCACGUACCCUUCCAUCCCUUCCAUCCCUUCCAUAUCUCCCCCCUCAAACUGCACCAAUUGUUCCUGUGACCCGGCUCCUCGCCCCCUCAGGCCCCCGGCCGCACCCCCCACACUGGCUAUCCUGCAGGUCACAUGGUUUAAACCGUGUGAGGGCUGGGUAUACCUGUCUGUGCUCCAGUCUGACUCCCUGCCUCUCUGCCAGAGCAGCCUGGGUCUGGUGACGCAGAACUGGACAGGGCUGUGUCAGAGAGCUGGCUGCCUGGGGGCCCCUGAGUGGAGCCCCACACCGAGCUUCUCUCAUGGGCACGAGGUGCUGGAGAAUGGCGCAUUGGUCAAAACGAAAUGCCAAACACUGAAGGUCCGCUGCAAAGCCGCCCCUCCUCCUCCAGUGGGGCCGGACCUGCGUGGUCAGCUGGUGGCCUACAAGGUGUUGAGCGCCCUGCUGUGUGUGGUGUUUCUGCUGCUCCUGGUGGCCCGCUUUGGACAGCCCUCCCUCAGGGUCCUGCAGAAGAGACUGUCAGACAGGAGACAGAGUAGGUGGAUCGGACCCACACAGAGUCAGAGUGUAUCCUAUCACAGAGGGAAGAGUGCUGUCCAGGACACUGACGAGAGCAAGAGGUCAUCUUUUCCUGCUCUGGAGAGACUGACGGUGAACUACAGCCGAGAGCCUUCGUCCAAUAGGAACAGCGACUACGAUUCAUACAACUAACUUCAUCUUUUUUAUUGUUCACAUAUUAUUUUAAAUAUCCACUGUGAAAUAAUGUUGUUGGCAUGUUUUUGUUUACUAAAUACAUCUAAAUAAAUCUUAAUAAAUAAAGUUUGUUGAAGAAAAGUA